This is a messenger RNA of Sparassis crispa, 459 nucleotides long. RefSeq lists its product as hypothetical. The record is from RefSeq and is a predicted model, not a curated record. The transcript is spliced from 2 exons. Bases 1 to 459 code for a protein of 152 amino acids. NCBI's taxonomy places the organism in Eukaryota, Fungi, Basidiomycota, Agaricomycetes, Polyporales, Sparassidaceae.
AUGGUCCAAGCUCAGUCUGAAGUGGCCAGCGUGGGGAUCAUCCUACCCCUUUCGCGCGAUAUUCCUGUCCUGGCCCAGGUGGAAAUACACCUGGCAACAGCUCGCACUGUAGAAGGUGGUCAUCAGAUGAUACCCCGAAUUGCGGAUCACCUUCCUGCGGUCAUUCCUCAUAGUUUGACUGCCCGCGUUCUGUAUGACGACCCUGCUGUCCAUGAGAACUUUGGUUUAGGCCACCCACCGGAUGGUCUCCCUGACAUUGGAACCUUGCGCCUUCGGGUUGAGACAUUGCGCAACGCAGCCCGCGAACUGUACGAUGUCAUGCGUGGAAUCACUAGUAGAUGCGAGCUGGCAGAUGGUACUUUGAGACGGUUGCGGAUCACAGUCGAGGAAUUGGAAGUAGCAUUCAGGCUCAUAGCGUGCCCUCCUCCGAUAACCAGCUUCCAACUGAUGUCGGACUAG